AUGUUUUCAGUCAUAUCUAACGUGUCCAAAUUCUUAUGCUUGGUUUUGUUUAUUCGUAAGGCAGGUAGGUACACAAGUUCAUCUUUACUGACCGAGCGUUUCUCUUCGUGGGAAAAACAGCUUCGCGCUGGGCUGUUGGGUCAUAUUACUAAAUUGGUUAAAGUAUCUGUGCUGUUCACAUAAUUUUUUUGUUUUGUUUGUAGAAUUAGCACCAACAUUUACGGUAACUCCUCCAAAUCCGUUCUAUGUUUUGGAAGGCGACAAUAUCACCUUCGUGUGGCAGUACAACUUUGAUGGAACAUUUGACAGAGUUAUCUUUCGGUUCGCCAGCAGCACUCCCUCCCGCAACAUUGUAGUCAAACAUGACCUAAACCUCAACGCAUCGGUUCCAAAGAGUUUUUAUAAGGGUCGCGUUCGAGAAAACAUCAAUGCUACACGAGCAGAAAUUACGAUCUUUGCAUUGCAGAGAUCUGAGUUUGGGAAAUACGAAAUCGAAGUGAUCGACAGUAAUUUCGACCCUGCUAUUGACGGAAUGACUGUUCAAGUACAGUGUAAGUAA
Pocillopora meandrina is the source of this 559-nucleotide messenger RNA. NCBI's taxonomy places the organism in Eukaryota, Metazoa, Cnidaria, Anthozoa, Scleractinia, Pocilloporidae. The record is from the annotation of a GenBank genome assembly.